Molecule: messenger RNA, 5433 nt
Organism: Babesia bigemina
Lineage: Eukaryota; Apicomplexa; Aconoidasida; Piroplasmida; Babesiidae
Exons: 1
Coding region: 1-5433 (1810 amino acids)
Source: RefSeq, a predicted model, not a curated record
AUGGGAUUUUUGAGUGGCGUUCUCAGUAACAUCCAAGGCCAUUUAGGGCAGCAUAAAGAUGCUAUAAACACUGCAAUUGAAGCUCUUAAGCAAUAUAAACACGCCGGUAAAAAAGGUUUUAAUGUUGCGAUUGGAAGUGUGGUCGCAGGGGUGAGAAAGUACAAUGGUUUUGUCAAGUCUUCAAAUGAGAGAGUCAGUAAGCCCGUUGUAGAAUUAUUAUCAUAUUUCACUGAAGAAUCAACCGGUAAGUUUCGUUUGGGUUUUAAUGCUAUGCAGGUUGACAAGGUUUCCGAUGACACCAAGCAAACUGACCCCGAGGUGACCAAGGCCGACAACUUAGUGACACAGUGUCUCGCAAAGGCCGAUGAAUUUAACGGCAAAUUAGACUUUAGUGUACCUAAAAAUAUAAAAACACAGAACGCAAUUAAUGAUCUUAAUCAUAAAUUACGUGAGAGAGUGCAUAGUGUUCGUGAGACAGUUAAGUACGAGACCGACAGGUUGACUGCGUUGUCCAGGAAGGAAAAGGAGAAUUACGAGGCAAUUGUGAAGAUGGUUAAUAAGCUAGCGGGUGUUCAGUCAUGCUUCAAGAGCGAGAUUACUCAGCGGGUAGAAGGACUUUUUAAGAAGCUGAAGGAAGAUGUUCAGAAAAUUAAGGAGAAGCUGGAAGCCAUCUAUAAAGAAUUGGAGCGUGGUGUCUCGGCAUUGGACACAUGGGCCUGGGAGGCGGAUGGAUUUGUUAGUGACGUGAUGAUGAAGGUUGAAAAAAUACUAGAGGAAGUCGUCAAUCCAGCAGAAAGAAAAAAAUCGAUUAAUUAUGCAGCUGAAUAUAUAAAAGGGCAGGCCAUGAGUAUGCAGGAGGCCGGAGAUGCAGCAAAAAACGCUGCUCAGGAGAAUGUUUCAACGGCGCUGACGCAGGUGAAAGCGAUGAACGACGCGCUGAAAAUGGAUUUGUAUACAGUCAAGCAAGAAAUCCAGAAAGCAAUUUUGAAGCAUGUGAAAGAGGAGAUUCAGACGCCGUAUGAAAAGUUGGAAGGGAAAGUGAAACAAGAUUUGACGACUUUGAAGGAUAAAAUUGAGAUUCAAUUGAGUCCUAUAGUGGAGACUUCCAGAAACUUCUCAGCGCAAUUGGCUGCGACAAAAAUCGCCAUUGAUAGCGCCAUGAAAAAAGUACAUGAUGACAUGGGAAAACUGCAGGAACUUAAGGAAUUUGAGAAGAUAAAAAAUAGCAAAAACAGCGGUGUUGCAGCGCCUUUGCUGAAAGCAAUAGGCGACAGCACGGAUCCUUUUACUCCUAUUACAGCUUACUUUGGCAAUCUCAACUCUAAAGUCAUUAAAAAACUGAGGAAAGCAAUGGAGGGGAUUGCGAAAGGAAUUGCCAUGCUUGGUAGUCCCAAUAAGGACAUUUCAGAUAGCGCUAUUAAGGAUCUCAAAAGUAAGCUUCAUGGACUCGAAAGCAUCGAAAGUGAAGUACCGGAAAUCAGUGCCAUUGAGCAACUCCAUGGUAUGUCUACAGAAGUUAGCGCACUUAAUCUCCAAAGCUACGCUACUUACAUGAAGAGCCUAAUAUCUAAACUAACGCCGUCGCCAAAAUCUGUAUCCAAAGCGCAUCUCCAGUCUCUUCUUAACGCCAUAUCCGCAGUAGCGGAAGCCGUCUCGAAACACAGCGAAGAGGUCCUGAAAGCGGUUAUGGAGUCCAUUAGAAGUCAAUUUAAGAAAGAAAUUAGCAGUGUUUCAAAAGUAAUAUAUGCGAAGAUUGCAAAUAUGAAAAACGGAAUAGAAUCUUUCAGUUCUGAUUUUAAUUACGCCGCUGACCAAAAAGCAGCCGGCCUAGCGAAGUUGGUUAGUGAUUUCGGAAAUGAUAUUAAUACUAAAUUGAAAACCUUGCAAACCGAUCUAGGCGAAACAAUAUUCAAGAAUCGACAUUCACAUAGUGCUCAUAAUGAUUACGAUCUUGGCAAUGAUCUUAUGUUAAACUUCAAAAGAGCGUACGAUGCACUCCAAGAGGGUGAGAUCAAUGAAGACACAUUUAAAAACAAAAUUGAAGCAAUACUGACAGCGGAGAUUGGCGGAAAUAUUCUGGCGGAAGGAGGUGCUGUAGUUAAUAAAAUAUCAGAUCUUGAGAAAAACAAAUAUCCGAAUUACACAGAACAAAUAAAUCAAGAUAGCCUUAAGCACAGCGACAUCAAAAGCAUGACAGGCGACCUUCCCAAUGCCAUCAAGCAAAUUGAAACAAAAGUCGAUGAUGCCCUAGGAUCCAUAGAAGAUCUCAAAACGCAAAUAGUAUCCCACGCAGAUGAUGUCAAAUCCAAACUCGCUGCCAUGUGCGAAAUUGUGAAUAAGGCUGCCGAAGGAAACUCAGAAAGCGCCAAAGGGAAGCUGUCGGAACUGAGAAGCAAAAUCGGUCGGAACACCCAGAAAAGCCUUGGCGAUGGUGUACUCAUGAAAAUUAAGAACGAUCUGGAAACUCUGAAAAAUAAAAAUAUACAUGAAUGCAUAUCAGCGGCAACAAACUUCAGCACCCACGCCGAACGAUUGAAAACGUCAACUAUCUCCAGUCUCCAAGAUAUAGUCGACAGUCAGCUCAAUGAUUGUAUGGCUGAGCUCACCAAGCAGGCAAACACCCAUUACGUCACAACCAUGCACUACCUAUUGGAACAAUUCGCCGACAAGGUGAGAGGGCAGUUGGAUAAAUUGCCUGAAGCAAUCGAAGAAGACUUGGCAACUGGCUUCAAAGGUUUCAUGGGAGCGUUUCAGGGACAGAAUGGUCAAGCAGCAAAUUAUGAUAAUAUCGAGAAACUGAAAGACAUUGUCGACCGUCUCUCCCAAAAGCCCACUGACUACAAGGAAAACUUCGAAAAGCUGGCCAACAAGUUCCAGUCUUUCUGGCAGCCACUCCACGACUACGUCACAGCGGAGAUCAAGAGAGUUCACGCAGCAAACAAAGAGCGAAAUAAUCCCAAGCCAUCUGGCGACGGACAACUAUACACAUCCAAGCUAGAUGUCGUUACUAACGAACUUAACAUUUUGCUAAACCAUGUUCGUAAAAACAACAGGUACGACUACCGUGUUCCCAGUAUGCUCGACAUCCUCUUAGGAGAAGCUCAAGGUCUCCACCCUGAGUCAUUUUCUGAGCCGAACACUCCGCUGCUGGAAACCAUUGCCCAUGGUUUCCAGGGUUUGGUGGGUGAGCUCGACAAGGCGUACAUCUCCGCGUACGACAGUGAGACCAUCCAAUGGACAGAAACUGCCCUUAGCACCGGUUUAACACAAAACGCUCACCGCUGCGCUAAAAUAUUCUUGACCGCUUUUUCCACAAUUUACGAUGCUGUGCAUGACUUGAGGAUAAAUUGCAAUAGUCUGAGGGGACACCAAAUUCACUCGUCCUCUGAUCUCGGCGGAUUGUUCCUACGGCACGGCUUUAAGGUGUCCGCAGAAAACAAACAGCACUGGGAGCUGCAGAACAAGAGCGUCAUAAACGGUGAAUACGUCGCGAACAGACUUAGCUUUAGGGUCGAAGGUGCGAAAGACAACGAGCAUCUUAAGGAGUGCGAAUCGAAUAAACGCAAGUCUAACGUCCUUUUUAAUCUUUUCGAUAUUCUCAAAUGCAUUCUGCAUCACGUCGACCAGUACAACGCCAUAUGUCACAUCGCUAUACUCCCCAAACCUAGAACGCCAUGUACCGUUUUCGAGAUGCUGGCGUGGCUCUCAGGGCUCACUUACACUUCCGCGUACCAGGCGCUGCUAUCAGACGGGUUCACCAACGUGCUUGAUAAUCCGGAUACGCCGCUUGCUGGCGACGGAGAGAUCAGCGUAUUCGACAUCGAGCAGUCAUACCUAGAGGCGCACCCGCAGACCAUCACGUAUAAGAGCAUACGGACGGUGUUGCAAUACCUUUGUUCGAAAUCGUACGAUUUGCUUACCACCGUUGUUGGCCACGGCGACGCGGCGACAUUCUACGCUUGCGACUAUUCGAAUAACACGCUGAAUCUGUACUACCCGAGCUCCGGCGAAGAUUGUUUGCAGAUGUUGCUUGACUUCCUCCGUAGAAUUUUGCAGCCGCUCAGGUAUUUGUUUGAACGAUGCAGUGUCGCAGACAAGAACUACGGAUGGGCCGACUGCCACUACGGCAGGGACGUACCUACGACCAAAUCGCACUGCAACAUCAAGCCAACGGACGAUGUAACGUGCCUACCAAACUGUCAACCAAAUUGCAAACCAAAUUGUCAACCAACAUCGCCAUUGAUGAACUACCUAAGUGACUCUCUACUCGGCUACCUGCCACAUAGAUUGGAGUCUGUUGGAUGCAAAUCUAAAUGCUCCACCUGCCCCUCCACAUCCAGGCUGGGAAUGCCGUGCGUCACACCGCUGGGUUUCAGGGCGUUCUCCGGGUCGACCAAAACAGGCCGUCAGCUAUGUGAGAUAAUUCGCGAAUUCUUAGGUAGUGGCGUGGUUUCAUCAUUGUUUGGCUUGUCACCAACUCCGCCGAAAACGCUGCCGGAGCAUUUCAGUUUCGGGUUAAGCUUGGUUAAUAAGUGGGUCAAAGUUGCAUCUUAUAUUACUGAUGCAGGUAUAAAACCAGUAUCACAAACUAAGAUUGAAGCAUCUAUUCAGACGCUCUCCAUUAAGCUCUGCACUGACACGGGUAAGCUUACCAAUGUACUUCGUGACGCUUAUGGCAGCAGUCAGCAUGAGCACCAAGAUCAAAAUCAUCUCGAAGUCUAUGCCGAUGUAUCUAGCCUAUGCAUGACUAGAAGUUGCACCGACAGGGAUAUGCGCUGCGCUCCAUACCUAUCCACACUGUGUUCGGACACGUAUCAAUACCUUGUUCAUAAGAACUUUGCCACGUACCUUACAUGGGCUGUCUACCUGCCGUGGGAUUUCUGGAAUCAACUGAAUAAUUUGUGUAACGCAUUCAAGAACAUUUUCUGCCAAGACUGGGGAUGCCAUACGUGUCUGCGUGCUGAGAAAUGUAAGCGUGGACAGCAUGGCCUCGUCGAGAAAGUUGAGAAUCAACCUGACAAGCCUCAUUGCAAUUGUCCAUCGAUGGUUCAGUGCAAGGGUGUAUCCGCAACACUGUACCAGUUCGGUUUCUGUUUUGGUAACGCGGCGACAUUAAAUAACGAGGCAUCGGCUAAGAAGUGUUCUGAUUUCUGCUCUCAGCUGGACAAGGUGUUGAAAUCGGAAUAUUUUGUUAAGCUGUUCAAAGAAUGUGACAUAUUCAUUUGGACUAUCAGAGAACCGUUCACCUACUUGGUUCUCGCGCUCUGGUCACUAUCCCUCUUCUACCUCAUCUGCGUCAUGGUUGGCAGACUGGAUGUGCUCCACAUCCGCUCACACCUGAGAUCACCAUCAUCGCACAGGAUAACGGCGCAGUCAUUGUUGGCUGCUGCGCAAGUCGGAAGGCUUGCCAAGAUAUCGUACCUUCAACCGUGA